This is a messenger RNA of Clunio marinus, 5634 nucleotides long. The record is from the annotation of a GenBank genome assembly. Lineage: Eukaryota; Metazoa; Arthropoda; Insecta; Diptera; Chironomidae.
AUGAGUCAACGCUUUAGUGUAUUCGAACAUCUUCGAAAAAUCGGUGGACAUCAGCGUAGUUCGAGAGCCUAUGGAUGGGCUCGAGCCAUUUCGUGUACUAUCACAAAGAAGUGCGUUUUGCAGAUAAUUAAGGAAUUAAGCAUGGAGUGCUGUUUAUCAGAAGAAGCAAAGGAGCAGAAGCGCAUCAACCAAGAAAUUGAACGUCAACUGCGACGCGAUAAGCGCGAUGCCAGACGUGAGCUGAAGCUGUUGUUGCUGGGAACUGGUGAGUCGGGAAAGUCAACAUUCAUCAAACAGAUGCGCAUCAUCCACGGAAGUGGCUAUUCAGAUGAAGACAAACGUGGCUUUAUCAAAUUGGUGUACCAAAAUAUUUUUAUGGCAAUGCAAUCGAUGAUUCGUGCAAUGGAUCUGUUAAAAAUUCAAUAUAGUGAUUCAAGAAACUCGGAGAACGCCAAGCUGAUAAAGAGUGUGGACUUUGAAACAGUGACGACAUUCGAAGAGCCGUACGUGAAUGCAAUUAAAGAGCUCUGGGCAGAUGCCGGCAUCUCAGAGUGUUACGAUCGUAGAAGAGAGUAUCAAUUAACAGAUUCAGCCAAAUACUAUUUAAUGGAGAUUGAUCGUGUUGCGGCCAUAAACUAUCUGCCAACAGAGCAAGACAUCCUUCGCGUUCGUGUUCCGACAACGGGCAUCAUUGAAUAUCCAUUCGAUUUGGAAGAAAUUCGGUUUAGUUUCACACAAAAGUCGAACGACUUUGUCUUUAACUUGUUAAGCAUUUCAUUGCAUGAUAAUAAUUUAAUUGAGGGUCGUUUUGUAAUUGUCGUCGAAAAGACUCAAGGGAAUUCCCAGCCCUCAAGAGAUGACGUUGGCGAUGAUGGAGCUAUUUAUCUCAGCGAUUUGAAGCGCAUUGAAGAAUCGGACUACCUGCCAACGGAACAAGACAUUCUAAGAGCUCGUGCGCCAACCACAGGAAUUAUUGAAUAUCCGUUUGACUUGGAUAGCAUCAUAUUUAGAAUGGUAGAUGUCGGUGGACAGAGAUCUGAACGAAGGAAAUGGAUUCACUGUUUUGAGAAUGUGACAUCAAUUAUCUUCUUAGUUGCAUUAUCUGAGUACGAUCAAAUCCUGUUUGAAUCAGAAAAUGAAAAUCGUAUGGAGGAAUCAAAAGCUUUAUUUAAAACCAUCAUCACCUAUCCUUGGUUCCAACACUCGUCGGUUAUUCUGUUUUUAAAUAAGAAAGAUUUGCUGGAAGAGAAAAUCAUGUAUUCACAUUUGGUGGACUAUUUUCCCGAAUACGAUGGACCACAGCGAGAUGCCAUAGCAGCUAGAGAAUUUAUCUUACGAAUGUUUGUAGAUUUGAAUCCCGAUUCAGAGAAAAUUAUUUAUUCCCAUUUUACAUGCGCCACAGAUACGGAAAACAUUAGAUUUGUAUUUGCCGCAGUGAAGGACACAAUUUUACAAUCAAAUCUAAAAGAAUACAAUUUAGUUUGAACAACAAUCAUCUUUGUUGUGACAAAUUCAUCGGCAAACAAUCAUCUCCUUCUGUAAUCACAAUAGCAGUAAUUCGUACAACUUUUUCUUCUGAUUUUACUUUUCCACUGUUUUUCCUCUUAAAUGAAAGAAAACAGAGAAAAUAAAAAGAUUUCAUCGAGCGCAAGCAACAAGAAUGAGUCGAAAAAAAAAUGUUAAGAAAAAAAAGCUUCGUCAAGGCAACAACAACAUAAUACAGCAUAAUUAAAAGAAAGUUUAAUAAUAUUUACCUUGUAAUUAUUCUGUAAUUUCUUUGGAAAAGUGAAGCAAAAAGGUGAUGAUUUAAUUGUCGCUUUAUUUAACAUUCAGAAAAAGAAAAAUUUUCAUCUUUUAUUUCUUUGAUUCUUUAAUUAAACAUUUUAAAAAUUGUAUUCUAAUGUAAGAGAAUCGAAGCUUUUUUCAUUUGAAAGCUGGAAAAAAGAAUUUUUCACUUAACUUGACCCAAUUCUCGGUUUUACACUUUUUUUUGUUACAACUUACAAUUAAAACAGAUAAGAAAAUUUACUUCAAGUAACUUGUUAGUAAGAGAAAAGCAAAUGAAAGAAAAAUCUUCAAAUAGUUUUUCUUUCCUCAUACCGUACAUCCAGCAUCGUGCAUCAAUAAAACUUUAACAUUAAAUUCCCAUGAAAAACAAAUGAAAAGCAUAAUAUCGUGGCUUAUAAAUAAUUGUGAAAGCUUAGCAGAUUAAUAAUUUCCUAUAUCGUUGACUAUCCAUUUUCCCCCAUUUUUUUAUAGGUUUGUAAAGUUUAUUUUAUUUUUUAACUUUAAUUAAAAAUAUUUUGUGAAGAAGAAGGAAACUUCGUCAAACUUGCCAUUUCUUUUUUUUUGACUUUUUGAUGUAAUGAUUAUGAUUACGCAAUAAGGAUUUAUUAAAAAAAUUAAUAUAAAUAUGUUAAGAGAUUAAUUAUAUUUUUUAUGUAUGCAUGUGACCAUUCAGUCGUCGACUACUUUAUGCCACAAAACAAUCUCGAGAGACGAAUCAUUCUGUUUAAGAUUAUUUGUUGCUAAUAAACAUUUUAUUUUUGGUUUUUUAAUAAUUUUUUUUUGUAAUUUGUAUCUCAUGCAUUCUCAAAAGCCUGACCGGAAAUUGAAGAAAUAAUUAAAUUUUUUUCAGUCAUGAGAAGAAGAGUUGUCGGAUAUUUAGCUAGAAAGUUUAGUCAGCAGUUUCUUCUUAUUGUAGAGUUGUGAACAAAGAACGAGAGAAAUAAAAAAAAAUGUUUCCCGUUAACAUAAAUAAUCUAAUCUCGGGACGUACAAAUGCUAUCAUUCUAGUCGAAGAAAAGUUUGUCAAACUGUUGAAAGAUGAUGAAAAACUUUAAGCAACUCACGAAGUUUUUAAUUUAAAUCGUGCUGUUUGAAAUGCUGGAUAUUUCUUCGCUUAGAAAAACUUCAAGAAACAAAAAAAAAUGGAAAAUUAAUAAAGCUUCGCUGUGUGUUCGUGGCAUAAAAGAAAAAUUUUCAAAGAUGAUCUUUAAAGCAAACAUUUUUUUUUAUUUUGUUACGCUAAUAAUUUGGGUUGUUCAUUAGACGAAAUUAUUUACACAUAAUUAAUGUAUAAUUAAUUCCAGUUGUAAGCUUCACUUUGCAAAGAUUUCUUGUUUAACUUUAAGUUCACAACAUCGUGUGCCAAAAAAAAGAGAUGAGAACGAAGAAAGAAAUCCGAUUAAGAAAUGAAUUGGAGACAAAGAAGAAACGUUUAAUCAAGGCAUGAUUAAUGUUGUUUUUUUUAAUUUAACUAAAUUUAUGAGUCAUUCAUUAAAUUCUUUCAUAAUUUUUAAGACUUCAUUUUUUAAUUGCUUUCAAGCAUAAAUUUAAAGAGAAAAAAAAAUAGUUUCAGGCUUUUGAACUGGUCGAAGAUCAAACGAAAAAGUUUUUAAUUCGUAAAGAUUUCCCAGUACCGGAAGUAGCCUCUGGAAUUAAAUGAGAGUAAAGUUAAAUCGUCCAUUUUAAGAAAAAAAAAUGCUGCAAACUUUUAUAUUAUAUUCUAUUCACUUUAAUUAAAAUUCUGAGCGGUUUACCGGCUCGUCUUGUAUUCUUAUGAACGUUUUAAGACGAUCCAGAAGACCGUCUCAAAGAUUUCUACAAAAAGAAAGAAAGCAAAAACAUAAAGUUUGAGACAGAUCAAAGGAAUUUCUUUUUUAUCGUCAGGUGAUUUUACAAAUGAUAAUCGGGAUCUUAAUCGAUUCAUUUGAUCGUUUGAGGAUCACACUGCGCUUUCACAUUCAUUUGAAAAAUAUCAAGCGGGUCUAAAAUUAAAAUGAAAAAAAAAACUUUUCUAAUAAAACGAGAAAAAUCACUUAAAACUUAAAAAAAUUAUGUGUCAAAAGAGAAAAACCAGAAACCUUAACUUAUUGAGCAGAAAGAAAAGAAACAUUAGGUGAACAUAAACGCAUUUCUUCUUUAAAAAAAAGUUUAACGCAAUGAAAAGCGGAGAAAAGUUAUCGCUGAGAUGAAAAAUCUGUAACAUCAAGUUGUGAUCAUCGCUAAACUUGACGAAACAGAAAGUAUAAAAUAUCCCCGUGUUUCAGUCGCCCACGAGACACUCGGACAUUUUAAGAGCCUUGAUCUUCUUGUGAAAACUUGCCACCGCUUGCAUACGACACUUAAGAAAAAUCCAUUUGAAAAGUAUUUCUUAAGAAUGAAUAAAUUGCAUAAUGAAAAUAUAAAAAAUGAAUGGAAAUAAAAAGUUUCCGAGAAAUUGAGAACCGUUUUUGCAUUUAAGUGUAUUUUAUAAAUAAAUGCGAAUGAUAACAUAACAACAUCUAAAAAAAUCUUUAAGAUAUGAAAAAAGAGAUUAAAAGAAAUUUUUGAAAAGAUUAGAAAAUAUUUCUUAGAAAAGAAGAUGAAGAAAAGUUUUAAUUAAAAGCUUCAUAUUGCAUGAGAAUCUCGCUGAUAAUUCUUGUGAUGAUUUCAAAGUUUAACUUUUAAUUGCAUUCGCUACUUUCAAACAUCAACAACUUCAGUCUUUGCGCUUUCGAAAGAGCCAAUUGGAAGCGUAAACGAUGGCGAAAUGCUUUGAACAACGCCGUCUGGUUCCAACUUCAAAUGUGCGUUGAAAACAAAAGAAAAAGAAAGAAAAACACAAACUGAGAAAUCUUCACGAGAAUUUUCACCGCUUUCUUUUUAUUUCGCAUCUGUUCAUCAGAAGGAUCGGUACUCAUACCCGUCAACUGACUCAUAAGUAACUUUAGUCAAACUCCUAAUACGAAAAAAAUAAAUGAAAAAAUAGGUUUUACUUACCAUAACGCGAGACAUGUGCGAACAUGGGCUAAGCAUUCAUGAUGAACAAUUCUUUUUUUUAUUAAAUGUGUAUAAAGGAACCAUGCAUUAUUGAGAAGAUAAAGAAAAAAAUAAUAAAAACUUUUUACCAAUUUUAGUCCCUUUGUGUGUAAAAAUAAUGAGCAAAUUUUUCUCCCCCGGAAAAACAAGAAUUACAAAGUAAAAAAAAAAGAAUAAAAAAAGUAAGAAAAAAACUGAUUUUUUUAUUCAAUGAUGAAGAAGAAAAAUCGUCGAUUCCAGUCAUGCUAACAAAUUUAUUCUUAAUUUAUAUAUAAAUACAAAUAUAUCUAAAAAGAAACAGAAUUAGAAAUAACAUGCAAUGAACGAUUUUGCGGUGAAUUUUUUGUCUUUAAGUCAUCGCAAAUUUGUUCUCUGAUUAAUAAUCAGUGAUUAUGCAAAUGAAGAAGAAAAAAAAAACUUUUUGAUCGUCGUUUAUAAUCUAAAAAAUAAAAAAAAAGAUAAUGAUAAAGCAAAGAUGAAGAUGAUGAGAAUAUUUGUAAUUUUUGCAGUUAAAUAAGAUUAAAAGCAUUGAAACAACCGCAUUGCAAAAUCAAAUUGAAAUUGCAGGAUGAAGUGAAUGGGAAGCAGAAAAAGGAAGAAGUAAAUUAAGUACUACUAUUAAUAAUGAUGAGAAAAUGAUGAAGAAAAUAUGAUAAAGUAAAAUAUGAACUAAAAAAAAUAAUUAAGUAUAAUUAUACUAUAAUGAUUGUCUAAAAACAAGUGAAAGAAGAAGAAAAAGAAACAACACAGAAAAGUUAUUAUUUAAAACAAAAAACCAAUGGCUGGAAUUAUAAAAAUACAAUAGAAAAAUUAAAUAAAAAAAAUUAAAAA